Messenger RNA from Theileria equi strain WA, 687 nucleotides. RefSeq lists its product as hypothetical. The record is from RefSeq and is a predicted model, not a curated record. Bases 1 to 687 code for a protein of 228 amino acids. Lineage: Eukaryota; Apicomplexa; Aconoidasida; Piroplasmida; Theileriidae. The transcript has a single exon.
AUGGAGUUUCAAUUGCACUUGUUGGUUAUCAUCUUUUUGGUCCAAACACUCUCCAACUUUGUUGUUCAUAUUGUAAGGAGAGUUGUUGAGCAAUUAGAUAAACUUUUUGGCGGAAACAAGACUGGCGAAGAAGGAGCUGCUGUUCCACAGACGGGAAAUGCUCUAAUGGACGCUGUUAUCAAGGGAAAUGUUCACUUGUCAAAUGGCUUAAAGUUUCUCCUCAAGUCCAGCAUUUUUGUUCUUGACUAUCUUCUUCCAUAUCUCAUUCUCAGCAGAUUUUCCAGCUUCACUAGCGCCAACUAUGAAAGACAACUUGUAUCAUAUUCUCCAUUCACUGUUGUGGAGUGCAAAUUCCCACAUGUACCUUUUCUACAUGGCCCUUUACCUGCACAUGGUCCAGAAGAUGCACACAAGGAAUACUCUGGUGACGCCGAGACCAUUGAAGAGUACAAGAAAUUGACUGAGGAUGCAGCCGAAAAAUCUGGAGGUGGCCUUUUUGGUGCUAUCAAGCGCAGGAUCAAGAGCUAUAGCAGCAAGAAUCCACGUGACUUGAACGGCUUCAACCGCUAUUUGGCAUUUGCAUUUUCAAAAAGAGCAAUCAAUGGGUUGUACCUUGCAGCACAUGCUUUAGUUUCUCCCUAUAAUCAUGCAGAAUUUGCCGAGGGUCUGCUCAAGAAGAAGCACUAA